This is a messenger RNA of Cotesia congregata, 2223 nucleotides long. NCBI's taxonomy places the organism in Eukaryota, Metazoa, Arthropoda, Insecta, Hymenoptera, Braconidae. The record is from the annotation of a GenBank genome assembly.
AUGAAAACUCUAAAGGACACUUCAAAAUUAUCAAUUAAAAUGAUGUCCAGUUUAUUAAUUCUCCUGGAAGUGAUGGUAGUAGCAACGGCAAGUGAAGCGCUGCAAAAAAUAGAACCACCGCCAUGCAAAAGCAAUAUUUAUUGUCAUGGAGAUUUACUGCAUGAAGUACAAAUGUCCCGAAUAUUUCCCGACUCCAAGACAUUCGUCGACAUGAAAAUGAAGUACACUCCUGAAGAAACUCUCAAGAAAUUUGAGACGAUGAUGAGCCACAUAAAAGAGCGGCCUCCACCUCCAGAAGAAAUAAAACGCUUUGUAGAAGACAAUUUUGACGAAGCGGGCUCUGAGUUUGAAGACUGGAACCCCAUUGAUUGGCGAAAGGAGCCGAAAUUUUUGAAAAGUAUUAAAGACCCGAAUUUGCGUAAAUUUGCGUCUGAUCUCAAUGACAUUUGGAAGCUGCUGGGGAGAAAAAUGAAGGACGACGUUCGUAUUAACCAGAAUCUCUACUCGAUUCUCUACGUACCUCAUCCCGUGAUUGUACCCGGUGGAAGGUUCCGCGAGUUCUAUUACUGGGACUCUUACUGGAUAAUUAAAGGACUUUUGCUGUCGGAGAUGCAUGCUACGGUCCGGGGAAUGCUGACUAACUUUGUGUCCAUUGUCAAGCAGAUUGGAUUCAUUCCUAAUGGAGGAAGAAUUUAUUAUACCAUGAGAUCUCAGCCGCCGAUGUUGACUCCCAUGGUUAAAAUUUAUAUCGAUGAUACUAAUGACACUGAGUGGCUGAAAGAAAAUCUUUGGCUGCUUGAAAAGGAAUUUGAAUUUUGGAUGACCAAUCGCACUGUUGAGGUUGAGAAGGAUGGACGGAAUUAUACUUUAGCUAGAUAUUAUGAAAAUUCAAGCGGACCUAGGCCUGAAUCUUACCGGUACAAUAUUUUUUUAUAAAAAUAUUAUUUAAUAAUAAUCAUAAAAAAUAAUAUAAUUUAUAAAAUUAUCAAUUAAAAUUAAUUCAGCAGAUAUUUGAUAAUUUAAAUAAUUUUAACAAAUAAAUUAUGGCAAAAAAAAAUUAUAAAAAAAAUUGAUAUCUAGAAAUUUUAAUAAAUUAAAAAUGCAAUUUUUUGAAAAUAAUUUUUUUGUUGAAUAAAAUUAAAAAAUUGUAAAGUGACAGCUAAAUUUAAUAAUUAAUUAAUUAAUUAAUUAAAUAUUUUUAGGGAAGAUAUUAUGGCAGCUGAAAAUCUUGGCGGUGAAGAAAAAGAAGAAUAUUACAAAGAAAUAAAAAGCGCGGCUGAGUCAGGCUGGGAUUUUUCUAGUCGUUGGUUUAUACUCGACGGUACAAACAAAGGCAAUUUGAGUAAUCUCAAAACAAGAUACAUUGUCCCGGUUGAUCUCAAUGCAAUUAUUUACCGUAACGCUAUUUUACUGGCUGAAUUCAACGACAUGAUGGGUAACUUUGACAAAGCCGCAAAGUAUCGUCAGAUAGCCGAGGAAUGGAAAGAAGCUAUCGACGCAGUGCUCUGGCACGACGACGUGGGAGCCUGGUUGGACUAUGAUAUCCUAAAUGGCGUGAAACGCGACUACUUCUAUCCAACUAAUAUUCUCCCACUCUGGACCGAGUGUUACGACAUCACCAAGCGCGAGUACUACGUCGACAAAGCCCUCAAGUAUCUUGACAAAAGUCAAAUAAUGCUGAAUCUCGGUGGUAUUCCCGCGACAUUUGAGCACUCUGGCGAGCAGUGGGACUAUCCUAAUGCCUGGCCGCCGCUGCAAUAUUUUGUUAUCAUGGCUCUAGAUAAUUGCAAUGAUAUCCACGCGCAGAGACUGGCUUAUGAGCUCAGUGAGAUAUGGGUGAGAAGCGGCGGUGGAGAGUACACAGUGCAGCUGGGCUUCGGUUGGUCAAAUGGUCUUAUUUUAGAUUUAUUAAACAAAUACCACAGCAGCCUUUCAGCAGACAGUCGGUUUAUUCCAACUAUGCUUGAUGACAGCCCAUCGGACCUGGAAAAUUUAAUACCGAACACAGUGAGCGGGGUAUCAACUGCUGGACAAAUGAUGACUGCCCUACUUGCAUUCAUCAUAACUAUCGCCGCAGGAAUUAUUGGAUUGGUUGUGUACAAGCGGCGUAAUUAUUGCUCUCCCAGUUCAUCAAUUCCAACUGGCGCGCGUAAAGCUGCGAAUAUUGCUGAUGAGCGAAAACAUAUUGUGUAUACAGAAUUAAAAAGUAUGAGCAACGAUUGA